Lotus japonicus is the source of this 1197-nucleotide messenger RNA. RefSeq names its product phospholipase A(1) DAD1, chloroplastic-like. The record is from RefSeq and is a predicted model, not a curated record. The transcript has 2 exons. Bases 1 to 1197 code for a protein of 398 amino acids. NCBI's taxonomy places the organism in Eukaryota, Viridiplantae, Streptophyta, Magnoliopsida, Fabales, Fabaceae. Gene Ontology annotation, biological process: lipid metabolic process. Gene Ontology annotation, molecular function: glycerophospholipase activity.
AUGAGGCUUACCAUGAAAACACCAUCCCCACGACCUCCAACACUCCCUUCAACAAAAACCUACACUCUCAAACCGCAUUUUUCAUCUUCUUCUUCCUCUCUUGGCCAAAAGGCAGAGAAACUUGGAAAGAGGUGGACGGAGUACCAAGGCAUGAACAAUUGGGAUGGCUUGCUUGAUCCAUUAGACCACAACCUACGUGCUCAAAUCCUAAGAUAUGGUCAUUUCGUUGAAGCUGCAUACAAAUCCUUUGAAUUCAACCCUUCUUCAUCUAACUACGCCAACUGCAAGUUCAACAAAAGCACACUUUUCGAAAGUUGUGGUUUACUUAACACCGGGUACAAAGUAACCAAACACCUACGUGCAACCUCAGGGAUUCAAUUACCUAGUUGGGUGGACAAAGCACCGAGUUGGGUUGGAACUCAAUCAAGCUACGUUGGAUAUGUAGCAGUAUGUGACAACAAAGAAGAGAUCAAAAGGCUUGGUCGGCGUGAUGUGGUUGUUGCAUAUAGAGGAACCACCACAUGUUUGGAAUGGCUUGAGAAUUUUCGUGCAACACUCACCAACCUCAAAACUCCAUGCAACAAAAGUGGGGCAAUGGUGGAAAGUGGAUUCUUGAGUCUCUACAGAUCAGCGAACUCAUGCUUCAUGAGUUUGCAAGAUAUGGUGAGGCAAGAGAUUACAAAGGUCCUCCAAACAUACGAAGGAGAACCCUUGAGUCUCACUGUCACCGGCCAUAGUCUGGGGGCGGCUCUGGCCACCUUAACAGCGUACAAUGUUAAGUCAGUCUUUUCUAGACUUCCGGUGACAGUGAUCUCUUUCGGCGGGCCUCGUGUAGGAAACCGGGACUUCCGGCUGCACCUUGAGAAACAAGGGACGAAGGUUCUACGCAUAGUGAACUCUGAUGAUCUUAUCACAAAGGUGCCAGGGUUUGUGCUCGACGAAGACGUGGCAAGUUGCGAAGGGUUUCACGUGGUGGGUCUUCCGAGUUGGAUUCAGAAGAGGGUCAUCGAGGAGGCACAAUGGAUGUAUGAUGAGGUUGGGAAGGAACUCCGGUUGUGUAGCAAGGAUUCUCCGUACCUAGGAGCCACGAAUGUUGCCACAUGUCACGAGCUGCACACAUAUAUGCACUUGGUCGAUGGUUUUGUGAGCUCCACGUGUCCCUUCAGAGCCUCCGCAAAAAGGUUCCUACAACGGUAA